Messenger RNA from Stomoxys calcitrans (stable fly), 956 nucleotides. RefSeq lists its product as uncharacterized. The record is from RefSeq and is a predicted model, not a curated record. The coding region runs from base 233 to 952 and encodes 239 amino acids. The transcript has 3 exons. Lineage: Eukaryota; Metazoa; Arthropoda; Insecta; Diptera; Muscidae.
GUUUGACGUUUGGCUGUGUAUGUUGUCUGGCUGUGAAGAAAAAAUUUUAUCGUGAAGCAUCGUGGUUGUUCUAACCUGUUAAUACGUGUUACACAUAUUAUUGGACUCCUGUGGAGCUCCUAGAUUUACUGGAAGCUGUAUUUUUUAUCAAUUUUAACUGGAAAAAGUGUUUUUGGUGUUUUGUGGUGUGAGUGGUGGGCAGCCUGCUUGAUUGGCCGCUGUGGAGGCCGAAAUGAAUGAGAAGGAGGAGAGGGCUGGGCCCUCGGAGACGCUAAUUUUGUGUCGUAUAGACACAGAAAUGAAGAGAAAGAAUUUGACGAAUUCCAGAAAGAAUGAAAAUAUUACCUUUACUGGUAAUGGUGGUGGUGCAGCUACUGUUAAUGGCGUGUGUGUGGCAAAUGGUAAUGGUGGUGUUUGUGCUAAUGAAGACAAUGUCAAUGCAAUUGAUGCAAGUGGCUCGAAUGAAGUGGCGAUGGAUGGUAAUGAGGUGAGGAAAACAAGGAGGCGAGAGGAGAAUGACGUGAAUGACCCUAAGAAAAGGAGGAUUAAUGACGCUGAUGUAAGAUAUACCCCAGAGCAUUCAGCAGUCGACACUAGCAAAUUUCAUAUAUAUUGCAUGGAUACUGCCAAGUUGUUUGUUGAUCUCUAUGGCUGGUACUACAUGCCUGUAACUGUGCAUAAGAUUCUGGUGCAUGGUAGCAAAAUUAUAGCAGAAGCUAUUCUGCCAAUAGGUAUGCUGUCCGAAGAAGCUCAGGAAGCGAGGAAUAAAGAUUAUAGAGCCUAUAGAUUACAUCAUUCGCGAAGAAUUGGACGUGUAGCCACUAAUGAAGAUGUAAUGCAUAACCUUUUAUUGUCUUCAGACCCAUUUAUAAAUAGAUUUCGCUCAAAGCUGCAAAUCAAAAAAUUGGAGUACGAUAAUGAUGUUAAAAAAUUAUUAAAAGACUAUGCUUAAUUUA